Messenger RNA from Bombyx mandarina (wild silkworm), 2064 nucleotides. RefSeq lists its product as uncharacterized. Gene Ontology annotation, cellular component: membrane. The record is from RefSeq and is a predicted model, not a curated record. Lineage: Eukaryota; Metazoa; Arthropoda; Insecta; Lepidoptera; Bombycidae.
CGCAUGAUCAAAAACAUUAAACGCGAUACGCGAGCACCAAGCAAAUAUCGAUUAUAAAAUAGACAAAAGCCUCUGCUCAAAAUGAGAUCAACAUCAUUUAUCAUUUGCUUUUGAUCAGUAAAAUUCGUAAUAAUGUUUGGUAAAGCUGUGUUAUGUUUGACGACUCUACAAUUAUAUUGUGUUACGGCUCAAGGAGAUUGCAGUGAUCUGCGAGGUCGAGUCAUUUCCCACGGCAUACAUUACGUGCCCGGACCAAACUCCUGUAACCUUUGUAUAUGCGAUAAUGGACUACCUAAAGACUGCAAAGUUGUACUAUGUUCGCCACCCCAGGAUUGUCGCUCAUUUCGAGUCGGAAACAAUUGCUGCGAGUUUAUUUGCUUAGAUGAUGUAGUGAAGCCAGCUGACUCAAACGAGUCGAACUUCCGUGGGGCAGCUGGCGGUGCUGCGGCAGUAGUGGUGCUCACAGUACUGUUAGUACUGUACAGAGUAAGGAACCAGAAGCGUAGACGUCCACCACAUGGGGAUGACCAAAGAAGCCUGACUAGUAUUGGUAUAUUUGAAAGGUACAUCAGUGGAAGCAUGGGCUACAUGGGUGGCACUUGUGAGACAGCCCUGGGUGCCUGGAAGCCACAUGGUUACUAUCUGCCAAGGGGUGAAGCGCCUCCACCUUAUGAUGAGGCUGUGGCACAGUGCAGACAGGAAGUCAUGAGGAUUCAAAGUGAAGCAGCUUUUCACCGAACAUAUCCUGCAACAGUAGAGUCUCUCACUAGGCCAGAUGAGGCCAUGCAGUGUGUCGGUCAUGGCUAUGCUAAUAUUCCACGGCCUGUUCAACAGUUGGUGAAUCCUCAGAACUGCUACAACACUCCAUUACUGCAGGCCGUGCAUACGACUGACGCUCGGGACCCAAAUCAAAUCCAACACCAUCCCUUAGGUCCUCCUGGAGGAGUGGGUUUCCCCAGCGCCAUCCGAUUAACCGGCUCUCUGGGUACCAUCAACAACCGCGGCUUGUUAUCCGUUUUGCACGAUCACGAUCGUCCCAACUUGUACCCUAAUCCUGGGAGUUUACACACUCCAUUCCACCGCACCAUCCCGCUGGGGGGGCCGGGCGCGGACGUGCGGCGCUCGUUCCACCGCGCGCCCCCCCCGCGCCCCGACACCGGCCGCUCCGUGCCGCGCAACCUGGACCUGGCCGCCGGACCGCACGCCGCGCCCGACGCCGCGCCCGACGUCGGGCCAAUAUUGCGGACCAAUAGCGCCGGACAGACACGGACACGCAGUGAGGAACAGAACGUGGGUGGAGCGGUGACCACAAAUGCUAAUGCUAACGCGGGAGCUGCUGGGAACAACACAGCUGUGGCGGACAGCGCGGGGGCCGUCCCGAGUGCGGGCGAGGGGGGCGCCCCUCCCGCCCCCGACGCACCCCUUCCGCCCCCACACAACACAUUACCCCUCACUGUGGACAAGCCGUCGUGCGUGUGCAGCUACGAAGCCCCGGCCGCGCCCGGGGGCGAGGACGCCGACGACUACCGCAGCGAGUGCGAGAACUGCAAGUCCGCCAGCAGCUCCAAGCAGAUGGUCGUCGUCGGACGGCGCGUGGGAGGGCGCCGGCACGCAGACCCUGCAGCGCCGCGCGCCGCCCCCGCCCGCGCCCGCGCCCGCCACCGCCACCCUGCCGCAGCCCGUCACCAAGCAGAGGUACUGUUACGGGGUGGCUCCAGGAGCUCUUUUAAGAAAAGGACACGUCGAUCACUGAUGGGUCAGCCUUCGAACUGGGAGAACUGGUUUAACGCGAUCCCCGAUUCGGACAGCGAAUCCGAAGAAGAGUAAGAAUUUCCCUCUCACCCUUCUUCGAGUUACAAUCAAGGAAAAUGAACAAACAACAAUCUCAAUUUUGUUUUAUACAUGUAUGUAUAUAUAGUUACACAUUUAUGUGUCGGCGUCACAUUGAACUUCAACGGAGAAGAACAAAAAUAAUAAGCGUGAAAAAAAUCAAAUACAAAAAUAUUACAAUAAAGGUAGGUGAGCUCAGGGGUCAAGUUGAGAGAGUUUUUUACACUGGCCCUA